Molecule: messenger RNA, 2079 nt
Organism: Ricinus communis (castor bean)
Lineage: Eukaryota; Viridiplantae; Streptophyta; Magnoliopsida; Malpighiales; Euphorbiaceae
Product: protein BIG GRAIN 1-like B
Exons: 1
Coding region: 589-2016 (475 amino acids)
Biological process (GO): auxin-activated signaling pathway
Source: RefSeq, a predicted model, not a curated record
GAUUUUUACUUUUAAAGGAAUUUUAGGGUUUUUCACGGACAUCCAUUUACUACUUUGUAACAUUCUUUUAAGCCAUAGUAUAUAUACUGGUUUUAACAAUUAACUCUAUUUUUUGUUAAAAGCAAAAAAAGAAAACUAAAACCCAUCUCAUAUUCUUGAUCUUGUACAUGAUGAACGGCUUCAAAUUCGAAAAUUGGAAAGUGGAAGUCGAAGCAAUACAAUCAAUCUUCUUUAAGAAAUAGGUGCCAUGUAAGCAAAUGACAAACUGGCAUUGGCUCCAUAAGAUGGGAAAUGAAGAUGCACGCGCAUGGUAGAUGGAUCCCUUUAUAAAGGCCUCUCUCUCUUUCUCUUCUGUUCCCAUUCUCUCUUCAAACUUCAAGGCGUGCUUGUUUCUGUUAUUUUCUCCUUUUUCUCUUUUCUUUUUUAUUGGUUUAGUACUCAAGGCGUGCCAUUUUGCUUCUCAUUUCUCUUUCUUCAAAACCCAUAUUUCAAUCCUUCUUCUUCUUCUUCUUCUCUUUUAACAGACACAUCAAGAAAACACAAUCUCUACGAAUAUAUACAUAUAUAUUUUUCUUCAUUACAGAGAACAUGCAUAAGUGCGAGAAAGAAAUGAGGGAAGAUCAUAGACACAAGUACGAGGGCAAGAACCCAUCUUUCUCUUCAAGUCUUCUUGAUGAAAUCUACCGUUCUAUUUGUGAGGGUGACACAAAACACGAUGAUUUGAAAUUCUACAGAGAAACAAUGCCAAAGAAGCAAAACAAAGAUACUAGAGCCAUUCGCGGAGAGAAAGAAGCAGAUGAAGUGAUGGCGUCUCUUCGUCGUGCUUGUUUGAUCGAAAAAUGGAUGGAGCAGAAGGUUAGCCAAAAGGUCAUCGGCACGCAACAUAAGAAACAAAACUCGACAGUUUUCGAGAGAAAAUCGCAACACGACCAUGAUAUUGACCAAGAUGUUCUCUUCUUUAGCUCAACUUCUAGCUCCUCGGAUUCUAGCUUCGGAGGAUUCUCGUCCUCCGAUACAGAAUCCAUCUACGGUGCAAGAUCAGGAGGCUAUUCUUUCGCUCCAGCAAGGCCUAAGCCUGUCAGGACAAGCGUCUCAGCUCGAUCAGGAAAAACAGAGAGGACUCUGUUUUAUGAACAGAGAGAGUUGCACAUGUUUGAUGACUAUCACUGCAGUUCUGCUUUUUCAGAGCAGAACACUCCAAGGCUUGAAGAGAAUAUAAUUAAGUCUAAAUCAAGAGCUUUAAAGAUUUACAACAAUUUAAAGAAGGUGAAACAGCCAAUUUCACCAGGUGGUAAGCUUGCAAACUUUAUCAAUUCUCUUUUCACCACAGGAAACACAAAGAAAUCAAAGAAUUCGUCUGCUUCUUCAAUUGGGAAUUUUGUUGAUGAGAGGAAAUUUAAGUCAGCACAAGCAUCGUCAACUUGUUCUUCAGCUUCAUCAUUUUCAAGAUCAUGUUUAAGCAAGAAUUCACCAUCCACAAGGGAAAAAUUAAGAAACGGGGUUAAAAGAAAUGUCACAUUUUACCCAGUGAGUGUAAUUGUUGACGAAGAUUGUAGACCAUGCGGACACAAAAGCUUAUAUGAAGAAGAAGAAGAAGAGGAAGAAGAAUCAUCUGCUGUAAUGUCAGUUUCUCUGCCAAGAGCAUGGAAAAUCGGGAAAUCGCCAUCAAGAAAAGUUGAUGAUGAGUUAAAAUAUCAAGUAAUUGAGAAGAGUAGAAGAGCGGAGGAUGUGGCAAGAGAGUUUCUGAAAGAUUAUCAUCAAAGUCAGAAGAAAAUGAAUAAUGAUGAUGUAAUAAUGAGGGCGAGGGAUGUUCGCCGCAAUUACAAUGAUCAUUUCGAGGAUGAAGAUGAAGAUAACGAUAACGAUAACGAUGAUGCAAGUUGUUCGAGUUCGGAUUUAUUCGAGCUCGAUCAUCUUUCAGUAAUCGGUAAAGAUAGGUAUUGUCAGGAGCUUCCUGUAUAUGAAACUACUCAUGUCAGUACUAAUCGUGCCAUUGCUAAUGGCUUAAUAAUGUAGUUCUUUCUUAAUAUGAUGAUAUAGAGAGACAAAUUUUGUUAUAAAAUCUUUUUUCUUUUUGUA